AUGGGUGUGUGCAGGGUGCUGGCCUCUGUGGUGUUUGGCCUGGAGCCUCAUAUGGACCAGAGUGAGGAGAGCAGCUUCCUGCAGGACACACUGAUGGGGAGCACGCUCCACCUUCUCAUUAGGGUCUAUGAGAGACUGCUGCGCUUUGGAGCCCAGAGACCCAAGCCCAUCCAGGACAGUGCAGUGUGCCUGGCAGGCGAGUUGACCAUAGAACUAAAGCAAUCACACACCAGACCAGAGAUCGUUGAGCUGUGCUACCUGCUGUCUAAGCCCCAUCUUAAGAGCCUGCUGUCUGUCCACGAUUCGGUUGCACAGAAAGGCUUUGACCCUGAACUGCCGCCCUUGCCCGACAACAUUUGUGACGAGGAGGAAGACUCAGUCAAGAUUGUUCGGCUUGUCAAGAAAGAGCAGCCACUGGGAGCUACAGUGAGGAGGGAUGAAUUCACUGGUGCGAUUGUUGUGGCGCGAAUCAUGAGGGGAGGAGCAGCAGAUCGAAGUGGAUUAAUCCAUGAGGGAGAUGAGCUCAGGGAAAUCAAUGGCAUUUCCAUGGAGGACAAGGACCUGGAAGAUAUUAUUCCCAUACUGGCUCAGGCGGAUGGGGCCGUAACCUUUAAAGUGAUACCAGGCACCAGGGAAGAGCCAGCAGUCAACAACAUCAAUACCUUUGUGAGAGCGCUCUUUCACUACGACCCCAAAGACGACCCUGCCAUCCCUUGUAAGCUUGCCGGGCUGGCGUUUAGGAGGGGCGACGUGCUUGAGAUUGUGUGCCAGGAAGAUGAACUGUGGUGGCAGGCCAGGCACCAUGAUGGCACCGACUCCCAAGCCGGUUUGAUUCCAUCCAGAGAGCUCCAGGAAAGGAGAGUCACCCUGCAGAAGCCCGCAGCACUGUUCCGCCCACAGAGAAGCCUGAGCCACGGUCCAGAGGAUGCGGACUACGGGGCAAUAACUGGGAUCCACAUAGCUGGCCUGAGGAAGAGCUUUCGACUGAGUAGGCGAAACAGCGAAAGCAGACCGUCGGGAUGGAGGAAGUUCAAGAGACCUCACCACCCCGGCCUCAUUCCCACCUAUGUGGAGGUGGUGCCCUACCACAGGGGUCCAGCAGACCCCCACCGCCUGGUUCUGAUGUUCGGCCCCAGUGGCGUAGGGCUGAGCGAGCUGAAGAGGAGACUGCUGCUGUCCGACCCGGAGCUCUUCAGCGUCACCAUCCCGCACACAAGUCGCAAGCAGAGAAGGCAGGAGAAAGAAGGGGUGGAGUAUCACUUUGCCUCAAGACACACAUUUGAAAAAGACAUCCUCAACCACAGGUUUAUAGAGUACGGUGAGCAUGGCGGAAACUAUUACGGAACUAGCCUGGAAUCGGUGCAGAGGGUGUUAGCGGAAGGCAAGGUGUGCCUGCUGGAUGUGGAACCUCAAACGGUGGAGAAAUUGUACACCAGGGAAUUCAAACCAUAUGUGGUGUUCGUGAAGCCACCUCCAAUAGAGCGGCUGCGUCUGAGCCGAAGGAAAACCAAAGUCAUCUCCAGCACAGAUGAGAGGACGCAGACCAAAACCCUCAUGGAGCAGGACUUUGAAGACAUGAUCGCCUCGGCCCAGGCUAUGGAGAGCCAGUACGGACACCUAGCCGAGGAGGUGAUCGUCAACGACGACCUGGCAGCAGCUUUCACAGAGCUCAGGAACGGACUCAGGAGGAUCGAGGAGGAGAUCCAGUGGAUCCCUGCAGCCUGGGCACAGCACUGAGGACAACACAUAAAAUGUACUGUGUGUAUAAAAAGGGAAGAAAUCUGGUGCCACAUUGAUGUCUUAUUCAUUUACAGUGCAUUAGACUAACGUUUCGACAAAGCGUCUUUAUCAGAGUCCUAGCUCUAUUUUAUUAAUGUCCGGUCCUACACUGGUUGCACCGAAUUCUUACUAGUAGCACAGAGUAUUUGUUUCCCCUGUUUCAUAAAAUAUACGUACUUCACUCCCUGUGACCAGUCCUCAGUGAGAAUUUCCAUGCGAUUUAACAUGCAAUACAAAUAAUCUGAUAAAUUCACAGAUGUUUCAACAUGUUGAGCGCAUUCUUGAAGUUACCGUCCAAAAGGAAUGUCAAGUGUGCUCAUCUGAAGGACACUAGACUGUUUCAUGUGUUUUUGAAAAACUCUUGGUCUGAAGCCUCUAAAUAAAACGCCUGUGUACUUCCUCACAGUCUGUGUCGUACCUGAGGUCGGGCCCAUAUUUUUCUCCCCGGUGUUCCUUAGGUCUCUGUGUAAUGUUGUGGUCCAUGUUUUGACAUUAAAAGCUUGCAGGC
Engraulis encrasicolus (European anchovy) is the source of this 2287-nucleotide messenger RNA. Its product is annotated as MAGUK p55 subfamily member 7-like. Gene Ontology annotation, biological process: protein localization to adherens junction. The coding region runs from base 1 to 1737 and encodes 578 amino acids. The transcript is spliced from 17 exons. NCBI's taxonomy places the organism in Eukaryota, Metazoa, Chordata, Actinopteri, Clupeiformes, Engraulidae. The record is from RefSeq and is a predicted model, not a curated record. Gene Ontology annotation, molecular function: protein binding. Gene Ontology annotation, cellular component: cell-cell junction; plasma membrane.